Messenger RNA from Trematomus bernacchii (emerald rockcod), 1607 nucleotides. It is a transcript of the gene ribc2, whose product is annotated as RIB43A domain with coiled-coils 2. The coding region runs from base 132 to 1217 and encodes 361 amino acids. The transcript is spliced from 7 exons. Lineage: Eukaryota; Metazoa; Chordata; Actinopteri; Perciformes; Nototheniidae. The record is from RefSeq and is a predicted model, not a curated record.
GCUGACGAACUCUGGUUUCUUAGCAACCCGUGUGUUUAAAUUGAAGCUAAGUUUGUCGUGUCCUAGGACAGGAGCCCGUUCCAAGUUUAACACUGCAUUUCGUUACGUAAAACACCAUAUUUUAAGUCAAAAUGUUCAACUUUGAUUUACCCUCAGACCGCGUAGCAAGGACAAGUCUGCAGAGGCGACGCAACGACGAGACUGAAAGACGAGAGAGGGUUUUUAAUGACAAAGUCAGGAUGUUCGGGGUUGACAAGGAGGCCUUAGACUCGCAGUUGAAAGAAAAAGAUAAACAAGAAGAAGCAGCGAAACUGGAACAACACGCUCGUGAUGCUGAAAUGCUCCAUAAUAGCAAAGUAGCUUGCCUCCUUCACAGCAGAGAAGUGAAGGAGAAUCGUGCGAUGGAAAAGGCUGUCGUUGACUACCGGCAUCAGUACCAGCAGCCUCAGUGCCAGAGCGACUAUGACCUGAGUGACCCGCACCGCUGUGGGAACACAAACCCAGGCGACGCCCAGAUGAUGCUCCCUGGCCUGCUGGGUGAGGACCCCCACAGUGAGAGCAGGGGACGGAGGCAGAGGGAGCAGCUCCGGGAGUGGCUCCUCCAGCAGCAGGGGGAGCAGGCAGCAGAGAGGCAGCGACAGACGCUGGAGGAGCAGCGCUAUGACCUCAGUAGAACAUACAUGGAGAGAAAAGCUCUGCAGCUUGAGGGCAUUGAGAUGGAGAGGAGAAAAGCAGAAACUGUCGCCACUAAAGAGUUCAAUCUGGCCAAGACAGAAGAGAAACGUCGCCAGGAUGGGGAACGUCAUGUCAGAGGUGAUGUAGCAGGAGCCACGAUGAACAUCCUGCAGGAGCAGCUGACGGGUGUAGCUCUCCAGCGCCCCCUGGUGCCUGACCUCUGCCCCAGCAGUCACAGGAGAGCACUUCCAGAGAGCCUGCAGCAGAUCAUCCAGUUCCAGAAAUAUCAGAUUGAGGAGAAAAAGAGGGUGGAACUAGAGAAAAAGGGAGACGAGGAGCAACAUGCUCGCAUGCGCAUGGACUCGGCUCGCACCGCUCUCUUAUUGGAGAGGCAGCAGGCCAGACUGGACCGGCAGGAGAGACAACAUGUGGACAGAGCCAACGUCCUGAUGGCCCAGACACACAAGCAACAGAAACCGGACAUAGAAAGAGGAAGCAUUGACGACAGCUUCUUCUCCAAAUUCAACACCUGCAGCAGAUGAAGGAUGACUCAUAACAGGGGCUGCUGAGGAUGAAGCUACAUGAGAAGAACACUGAAUAAACUGAAGCACACAGAGUUGUUUUUAAAUCAUGUCAGAAUUUAGAUAUUGGAUGAUUGUAACAGUUUAUAUGAAUCUUGGCUACCGUUGCAAAAAUGAGCGAAAGAAAGAAAUGGUAUACUUUUAGUUUUCAGUGAGGUUCUUUAUGGGUAACAUAUCGUCAGCUAUGCCACUUUUUAUAUCCACAGCUAAAAAAUAUCUUAUUACACGGCUUGGCUGAAUACUCAAUUUUGAUUGGUCCAUUUGGACAUUUCAGAGGUUGUUAAUAGUCGUGAACAGACCGCUGCUUAGGCGUUGCAAAAAUGAGCGAAAUAAAUCAAUUGUAUACUUUUA